Saxophila tyrrhenica is the source of this 1161-nucleotide messenger RNA. RefSeq lists its product as uncharacterized. The record is from RefSeq and is a predicted model, not a curated record. Gene Ontology annotation, biological process: mitochondrial respiratory chain complex I assembly. The transcript is spliced from 2 exons. Bases 1 to 1161 code for a protein of 386 amino acids. Gene Ontology annotation, cellular component: mitochondrion. NCBI's taxonomy places the organism in Eukaryota, Fungi, Ascomycota, Dothideomycetes, Mycosphaerellales, Extremaceae.
AUGCUGAACUUUGAAGCCGUAAGAAGCGCAACAAAUGAUGUGGCCACUGUCGACGCAAGUACCACACCGAAAAGCAUGCGCUCGCAAUCCGCCAGGCUCUUCAGCAAUACCUUGUCCGCCCAAAGGACCAUUCUUGCAAAACCCACGCUUGCACGAACCUACGCCAUCCAAGCUGGAGGAGCACCCAUCGCCGAGGUCUUCGACGCCAACGCAAAAUGGCUACACAAAGAACGAGCAGCUAGCAAUAUCCAAAAGAGUCGACAAGUGGAUUAUCUAAGAGACGAGGUGGCUAUAAGACUAUGCGAUCGAUUGUUGGACAUCAAGCGAGACUUCCCUCGAGUGCUGGACUUCGGUGCCAAUGCUUGUAACAUUGCCCGUACACUUACGAGACCGGAUCCAGAUGACCAUUCUGCGAAGCCCGUCACGGAGCCGAUCAGCUCGAAGAUAGGCAAUAUUGUCUGCGCGGAUACCAGCGAGGCACUGCUGUACCGAGACCAAGACCUGCCGUUCAACAAGGACAUCGACAUCACCCGCCAUCUCCUUACCAGCCCGGAGUACCUCCCCUACGAGUCUAAUGUCUUCGACUUGGUUCUGUCGUCGCUAUCCAUGCAUUGGGUGAACGACCUACCCUCUGUCCUGGCGCAAAUCAACAACUGCCUUAAACCAGACGCAGCCUUCGUAGGCGCCAUGACCGGUGGAGAUUCCUUGUACGAGCUACGCGGAUCCCUGCAACUAGCCGAACAAGAACGACUUGGCGGCAUAGGCACGCACAUGUCGCCUCUAGCAGACGUGAGAGACGUUGGCAACCUCCUCAGCCGCGCCGGCUUCAAGCUGUUAACCGUAGACGUCGACGACAUCAUCGUCGACUACCCGAACGUCUUCGCCCUCAUGUCUGACCUCCAAGCGAUGGGCGAAGCGAACGCUGCUCUGCGACGAGAGCCCGGGGCGAUUAGUAAGGACGUCCUGCUGGCUACUGAGAGCAUAUAUCGGGAACUGUAUGGCGAGCAGCAGGAGGAUGGCACGAUGACUAUCCCGGCUACAUAUCGGACGAUUUAUAUGAUUGGCUGGAAGGAGAGUGCGGAUACGCCGCAGCCGAUGGAAAGAGGGACGGGGCAGGCGAAUUUGACUGAUAUUCUUGGAGGUGGUGGCAGGAUUGGGUGA